UGCAGAGUUACGAGAACAUAUAUAUACCAGCGCUGAUGUUCUGGCUGGUCUUCUCCUUCGUGGGAGUGUCCUCUCUCUCCACAUCCUCAAUCGCAACCAGUAGCCCAUUGCAAUCGUGAGCUGACUUUGGGUGCUGUAUUAUGGCUGUCAGCGACGUUUUUCGGAACAGCCGAGUGUACUUUUUGGCGUUCAUCGCGUUCUGGGGAAUCGUACUCUUUGGUUACGAUACCGGUGUAGCAGGAAGUGUCAUCGCACAAGACUACUUUAAGCAACAUUUCCUGUCCAACCCAGAUGGGUCUAUCGACCCCAAACAGGUCACUGCACUCACCUCCAACGUCGUUUCCGUUCUCCAAGCUGGUGCUUUCUUUGGAGCUCUGGGGAGUGCCCCCAUCUCAGCUCGCUUCGGACGCAAGUACACCCUGCUAGGCUUCUCGCUCAUCUUCAUUGUUGGUGCGAUCCUCCAGACAAUUGCGGGAGUCAAUGGACGAGGUAUUUCGUACAUCUAUGCUGGACGUGUUAUUGCUGGGCUGGGUGUUGGAGCUAUUUCCGCUGUCGCACCUGCUUAUGUGUCGGAAUGCUCGCCAAAAGACGUUCGAGGUCGUAUUACUGGGCUCUUCCAGAUCAUGGUUGCGAUAGGAGUCAUGCUCAGCUAUUUCAUUAACUUCGGAAUUAGCCAACACAACCCCGUUGGUGCGAAAGUCUGGCAAAUCCCGUUCGGCUUCCAACUCGUCCCCGGAGGGAUCAUGUGUAUCGGUCUUCUCUUCGUGAAAGAAUCUCCGCGUUGGCUCGCUUCACGCGGUCGCAUGCAAGAAGCAUUAGCAAAUCUCUCAUAUUUGCGUAAGUUACCGGCAGACAACGAGGAAGUGAUGUUCGAGAUGGCUGAGAUUGAAGCCUCUAUUGAGGAGGAGCAAGAGGCACGUAGAGAUCUAGGGUGGAAAGAAGCGUUCCUGGGCAAAGGGAACUUUGUUCGUUUCGUAAUUGCCUUUGUUAUCUUCUUGUUGCAGCAGUGGGCGGGACAGAACUCGGUUGGAUAUUAUGCACCGCAGAUAUUCGCUGCCAUUGGCUACGAAGGCGCAUCGCAAUCAUUACUCGCAUCAGGGAUAUACGGUAUCGUCAAGGUCCUUGCCACUGCUCUCUUCGUCUUCUUCCUCGUCGAAUCGCUUGGCCGAAAGCUCUCCCUUGCCAUCUCUGCGUUUGGGAUGGGCACGCUGUUCUUCAUCAUUGGCGCUAUUCUCAAGACACAUCCUCCUGGUACCCUUCCUGCAGGCGCCGCGCCCCCACCAGCAUCGAAGGCCAUGGCUGCAAUGUUAUACAUUUAUGUUGCGUUCUACAGUAUGGGCUGGGGACCUCUACCAUGGGUCUACGUCUCCGACAUCUUCCCAACGCGCACGCGACACUACGGCCUUGCGUGCGCCUCAGCCUCUCAAUGGCUCUGGAACUUCGUCGUCACAUACACCACUCCUCACAUCAUCGCUAACAUCGGCUACAAAAUCUUCCUCAUGUUCGCUACUGUCAACAUCGGUGCUAUGUUCACGUUCUCCCUCCUCAUCCCCGAGACGAAAGGUCGCAGUCUUGAAGAGAUGGAUGUCAUCUUCGGCUCGAUUAGUGCGGAGGAACAUGCGAAGCGCGUAAGGGACCAGGAACGUGUGAUUGAGCAUGAGUUGCAUGAGACGAGGAGUCUGUCGAGUGUUGAGAUGAGGGGGAAGGAAAAGGCUUGAUGUAUGGUUUGUUCAUUACUUUCCUCUGCUGCAAUUUGGUUACCUUCGUGUAGUGUAUCUUGUACUGUUUCACGUAACGCCGUCUAUUCUUUUCCGCUUCGAAUCCCUUUCAUUUUAAUGUGCUUUCGUUGCCUGAUCAGCAAGGACAAGCGCAUACACGCCAUUACUACCCAAAUCAUUUUGAGAUGAAGGAUGAGCAAAUACACUGAGAAAAGACAAGUAAGAAAAUCAUUAAUAUGCACAAGCAGGAGCAGGAAACUUCGCGCAAAGGUCCAUAUUUAGAAGAGAACUGGUGCUCUGCAUCGUAAUACAAGUCCGCACCACACAAUACAUUGCUCCAUGAGCAACCCACAUACAUUCGCAUAACACGGAUUACGAAUGGUGAUACAUCAAAUAGUUCUAUUCCGAUUUCGUCGCUUUCUUCACAGGCAACCAUUUGAUAGAGUGUCUCCUAUAUACUGGCCAAGGUGGCACAACAGCGAGAAUGAGAAGCACCGUGCCCAAGCCUAACGUUCCAAAAGUUACGCGUAGCGAUUGUGCCACAAAGCCUAGUAUAAAUGCAAGCGCAGUGCUGCCAAUGAGUACAUUUCGGACUAUCGAGUCGGUGAGUUUCUGUCCUUCGAAAUC
Molecule: messenger RNA, 2345 nt
Organism: Fomitiporia mediterranea MF3/22
Lineage: Eukaryota; Fungi; Basidiomycota; Agaricomycetes; Hymenochaetales; Hymenochaetaceae
Product: sugar transporter
Exons: 9
Coding region: 141-1718 (525 amino acids)
Biological process (GO): transmembrane transport; carbohydrate transport
Cellular component (GO): membrane
Molecular function (GO): carbohydrate:proton symporter activity
Source: RefSeq, a predicted model, not a curated record